AUGACUGAAAAGGCGACCCUUUCCGAUCCCGAAAAUGAACCCGAUGGCACUCCUACUAUCCCGAAUGGCACUGAAGGAACCCCAGCGUCAAAGCUGGAGAGCGAUGUUGAAAAGCCAAGAGUCAACGGAGGUUUGAUUGCUUGGUUGAAUGUGCUUGCGGGGUUUUGCGUGUUCGUAAAUUCCUGGGGUGUUCUUACCACGUUCGGCGCAUUUCAAGAGUACUACACAACCGUCCUCUUGCCCGACCAAUCUCCGUCGGCGAUAUCAUGGAUCGGCAGCAUUCAGGCGACAUUGAUCCCGAUGGUUGGCCUGGUAUCCGGGCCCCUGGUGGACUCGGGAUAUCUUCGCCCACUGAUGAUCUCGGGGAGCUUCCUGACAGUGUUAGGAUUAAUGAUGACAAGUCUAGCCACUGAGUACUAUCAGGUUCUGCUAGCGCAAGGUUUCUGCGUCGGCAUGGGCGGUGGCAUCUCCUACAUUCCAGCCCUAACAAUGGUAUCCACCAGUUUUACCACGCGGCGCCCGAUUGCGAUCGGCAUCGCGUCCAUUGGCUCCAGUGUCGGCGCCGUGAUAUUCCCGGUCAUGUUUCGCCAGCUGCAGCCGAGAAUCGGCUUCCCGUGGGCCGUCCGCUGCAUUGGCUUCGUAACGCUGCUUAUGGCCAUUGUCGCAUGUGGAAUUCUCUGCCGUCAGCCCGCUCUCAAGACCCGCGCGCGAAGUCUCAUUGACCGGGCUGCGUUUUGUGAAGUGCCGUUCAUGAUGUUCUCCAUUUCACUCAUCUGUGUCAUGCUCGCGUACUACGUCCCCAUAUUCUAUGUCGCCUCGUACGCGCGAACUGUUAUCCAUACCACAAGAAGUCUCUCGUUUUAUAUGGUGGCUAUCGUCAACGGCUCGUCGGUGUUUGGUCGUAUUGUUCCCUACUUGCUCGUUGCAUAUGUGAAGCCCGUCGCGAUUUUGAUCUUCUGUGUGGCGGCCUCUGCAAUCGCGAUGUUCACGUGGAUCGCAGUGUCAAACAUCCCGGGCUUCAUAGUGUGGGCCUGCUACUGGGGUAUCCUGAGCGGAGUUCUAGUGACCGGGCCCACGUCUAUCGUUGCGCAUCCGGUUUUCUGCCAAAAUCCAAAUUAUAUGGGCACGCGGCUGGGCAUGAUGUGGGGUAUCUCGUCCUUCGGAGCCCUGGCGGGGACGCCUGUUGCAGGCGCGCUGGUCAAUCUCAACACUGCGGAUUUCUUGCAUGCGCAGGUCUUCGCAGGCUGUGUGAUGACGGGGGCCGUGAUUCUGCAGGUCUGGCCAGCCAUCCAAGUUUUUAAAUAUGACCGAGACAACCCCCGCAAGUAA
This is a messenger RNA of Penicillium macrosclerotiorum, 1329 nucleotides long. Its product is annotated as putative MFS monocarboxylate transporter. The record is from RefSeq and is a predicted model, not a curated record. Bases 1 to 1329 code for a protein of 442 amino acids. NCBI's taxonomy places the organism in Eukaryota, Fungi, Ascomycota, Eurotiomycetes, Eurotiales, Aspergillaceae. The transcript is spliced from 3 exons. Gene Ontology annotation, cellular component: fungal-type vacuole membrane. Gene Ontology annotation, molecular function: transmembrane transporter activity. Gene Ontology annotation, biological process: transmembrane transport.